Messenger RNA from Beta vulgaris subsp. vulgaris (sugar beet), 927 nucleotides. RefSeq lists its product as uncharacterized. The record is from RefSeq and is a predicted model, not a curated record. Bases 1 to 927 code for a protein of 308 amino acids. The transcript is spliced from 2 exons. NCBI's taxonomy places the organism in Eukaryota, Viridiplantae, Streptophyta, Magnoliopsida, Caryophyllales, Amaranthaceae.
AUGGAGACUUUUAGGAAUGUGGUGAACUCGUGUGGCUUCCAUGAUAUUCCAUUUACAGGGUAUGAGUUUACAUAUGACAAUGGGAGCGAGGCCCCUGAAAAUGUACAAUGUGGGUUAGAUAGAGCCUUGGUGACUACUGAUUGGUUGACUAUUUUCUCGAAUGCUCAUGUUUGGAACCUAAACAGGGAGUGGUCCGGCCAUGCUCCAAUAAAACUCACAAUUAACAAGAAUGAUCAUGGUGCUCAGCUAGUUUCUUUCUUUGGUCACAUCAAUGGGAGACCUAUUGCCGAAUUCUCCCCGAAUAGAAGCAACAGACAGGGUGAUCCUAUAUCACCACACUUGUUUAUAUUGUGUGCUGAGGUGUUCUCUCAUUUAUUGCAGAGAGCGAAGGAAAAUAAGACUCUUAGAAGUAUCAAGGUGGCCCCCACCGCUCCUUCUGUGAACCACUUACUUUUUGCUGAUGACUGUUUGAUUUUUUCAAGAGCUACUGUGAAUGAUACAGAGGCAAUUCAGAAUGCCUUAUAUGUGUAUGAGAUGUCGUCUGGUCAAAAAGUAGAUUUUGGUAAAACUACUCUGUCAUUCAGUAAGGGAGUUAAGAAGAUAAGAAGGGGAGAAAUUGCACAACAUUUAGGUGUUAGAAUUGUUGAUGUUCAUGAUAGAUACUUUGGGUUACCUACUACCGUAGGCCGCUCAAAAAAGGUUAUUACUAGAGGUGUGAAAGAAAAAUUGUGGAAAAAACUUCAAGGAUGGAAGGGGAUGAUUCUUUCAAAAGCUGGUAGGAAAGUUAUGAUAAAUGUUGUGGCCCUAUCUCUCCCUACCUAUGCGAUGAGUGUGUUCAAGUUUCCGUCUUCUUUUUGUGAUGAGAUCCGAUCCUUAAUAGCGGAGUUCUGGUGGGGGAAAAAGAAUGGUGAGAGAAAAAAUCACUAG